Messenger RNA from Chara braunii, 1029 nucleotides. Lineage: Eukaryota; Viridiplantae; Streptophyta; Charophyceae; Charales; Characeae. The record is from the annotation of a GenBank genome assembly.
AGAAGGGAGGAGAGGGAAGGGAGGAGAGAGAGCACGUCUACACUUGCACGCCAUCCCGCAGCGAAGGCAGUGCAGGAGCGAUCAGUUGAUUUGGAGGAAGUUGUAGAAGCGGCUGUUGAACUUUGAAUCGAGGACUUCACGGCUGCCUCGGAGGAGUGCUCGAGGGAGGGCACGGCGGACGAAAGAGGUAAAGGUGGGAAAGGCGGUACAGGCUCGAGGGAGGGAGACACUGUUGGCUUUUGUUCCCGACCACCUUGCUCUUUCAGUAGUGAAGGCACUGUUGGGAGGACGUGGACGCUGAUCCCGAUGGCGAGAAGAGUGUCCCGAUCCGUCUCGUCCAUGGCGGCUAUGGCGGCGCUGCUGGUACUUGCCUUAAUGCAGUCCGCCAUCCACGGACAUGCUGCGUCCCCGGAUCCUGGUACGGUCAAGAUCGAGCGUUUUAGUUAUGCCGGCGACGGUUGCCCACCUGGUUCCGCCGAGGGCGCGGUGUCCGAUGACGGCCAAGCGCUCACCGUCAUGUUUAGCCAGUACACUGCCUCGACAGACGCUGGCAGUUCCGGUCUGAGGAAGGCGUGCACGGUGACGGCCGUGCUGAGUUAUCCGCUAGGUUUCCGGUUCCACCUGGUGGACGUCACCAUGCGCGGGUACGCCAAGCUGGACGCUGGCGUGACGGGCACCGUUCAGACCAGUUACCAUAUUUCCGGGGUAAGCGGGACGACACGAGCUAAGCGCGUCAUCACCGGCGCGUUCGAUGACAACUUUGAGUUCACGGACAGUUUCGCUGCAGCCGUCUACAGCGAGUGCAACACGGUCAGGAACCUCAACCUCGUCUCCGAAGUGCGAGUGAAUCCUGGGAACCCACCGGCAAGCGGCCUCCUGACCAUAGACUCUCAGGAUCUCCGGCUCACGCAAGUCUUCGCCCUCGCCUGGGAGUCCUGCUGAACCCCAGGCCAUUGCCACCUUGUCGCCUCAGCACGCAGCACGCGACCCAACUAGGCUACAUGCUCACGGACGGAACACUUCUCGUAG